AUGACCAUCUUAGUUGGUUCGUGGAGUGAUAAAAUUGGACGUAGAGUUGCACUUAUUAUUCCAACUCUAGGACAAAUUUUCAAAUGUUCCUUUCUGGCUAUUGCAGUAAAGUUAGAAUGGAACAUUUAUUAUUUAUUGAUCCCGUUUUUUGUAGACGGUAUAUCCGGUACUCUUGUUGCUUUUAUCUCGGCUGCUCUUUCGAUCACCGCAGAUUUGACGAAAUAUGGCAAAACUAGAACAUUUGGUAUUGUUCUGGUUGAAAUUACCCUUGGCUUAGGCGUGACAACAGCUAACAUAACUUCAGGAUACUUAAUUAAAUACACAGGAUUUGUAUACUCUGUAGUUACAUGUUUAUCCGUUGCUAUUCUGGUCUUGUUAUUGAUUAUCUUCUUACCAGAAACCGUUCAGUCUAAGAAAAAUUUUCAAAGUAUCUCACAAAUUCAAUAUGUUAAAAAUUCUAUUAGCUUUUACAUUCAAAAAGGUCCUUCCCGUUGGAAAUAUAUUAUACUUGCUGCUUCUUUUGCACUAUCUGUGAUGCCAACUAUUGGAAGAAAUAACGUUCAGAUAUUUUACUUACUUAAUUCUCCAUUCUGUUGGAGCUCUGUUUUGAUUGGUUGGUUUGGAGCUGCAAGAUCGGUGUCAGAAUUGAUCAUUGGCUUAGGAUUUAUUCGUCUUCUACGGAAAUGUAUGACAGAUCGACAAAUGCUGUUUGCAGGCACUUUAUCAGCAAUUGGUUACUACAUCCUCAUGUCAACUGCAGUUAACGAUAUUAUGGUAUUUCUAACUCCUGUUGUUGGAAUUAUGUCACAUUACCCUAAGCCUAUGAUACGAUCUUUGCUGUCAGCAAUAACAGCCAGAGAUGAACAAGGUGCAAUGUUUGGAGGUUUAACCGCCAUUGAGUCUACGUCUUCUUUAUUGGGUUCGGUGUUGGCUAACUUUAUAUAUGGAGAAACAGUAGCUAUCUACAGAGGAAUAGCUAUGGCUAUAUUUGGAGUCUACCAUUUCAUCGCCCUUUGUUUAAUAAGCGUUUUCAUAUUUAGAGAAAAACGAGAAAAGAAAAUAGAGGAUGUGGAUGUCGGUGAUCAGAAAGUUAUAUAUACAAUUAAAAUGUGA
This is a messenger RNA of Mytilus californianus (California mussel), 1113 nucleotides long. RefSeq names its product solute carrier family 46 member 3-like. The record is from RefSeq and is a predicted model, not a curated record. Gene Ontology annotation, cellular component: membrane. Lineage: Eukaryota; Metazoa; Mollusca; Bivalvia; Mytilida; Mytilidae. Gene Ontology annotation, molecular function: transmembrane transporter activity. Gene Ontology annotation, biological process: transmembrane transport. The transcript is spliced from 4 exons. The coding region runs from base 1 to 1113 and encodes 370 amino acids.